CACAACUCUAGUGAGAGGCAAGGGACGUAAGAAGUCGUCUAAUUCUUUGAUCGAAUUAGGCGCCUUCUUCGUCCCACACUCCUCUCUUUAUUUGUAAUUUAGCACGCUAACUUCUAAUCUACAGGAUCUAAAGCAACACUUGAUUCAAUUAUGGACGGAUUGGUAGGCCUCUUGAAAGUCCGGGUGGUCCGAGGGAUCAACCUUGCCUACCGCGACGCAAGAGGCAGUGAUCCUUAUGUUGUCUUACGACUUGGCAAGAAGAAGCUGAAGACAAGCGUGAAGAAGAGAUCUGUCAACCCCAUCUGGCAUGAGGAGCUAACUCUGACCGUCACAGAUCCCAGCCAACCACUCAAGCUUGAGGUGUUUGACAAGGACACAUUCAGCAGAGAUGACCCGAUGGGAGACGCGGAGAUCGACGUCGCACCAUUGAUAGAGGCGGUGAACAUGAACCCAGAGGAGAUCAGGAACGGCGCCAUCAUCAGGUCCGUGAGGCCGAGCACCAAGAACUGCCUCGCCGACGAGAGCCACGUGUGCUGGAGGAAUGGCAAGUUCGUGCAGGACAUGAUCCUCCGGCUCAAGAACGUCGAGAGCGGGGAGAUACAGUUGCAGCUGCAAUGGGUAAACAUUUCUCCUGUUGCAGCCAGGUGAAUCAUCAUCCGAUUGUAUAUAGCUGCUGUUCCUGUCAUUGCCUGACAGGCACAACGACAGGAAUUUAUUUCCAAAUCGGUGGGCACGGGACGGAUGCCUGCCCCUCUGUUCAUCCGCGAAAUGAAGCGUCCCGUUUCAAUCGCAUUUUCACCUCUUGUGAAUGUCGGAUUGUAUGUAACUUAACCAACAAUGGGGUCAGGGUAGUUGAUGUUGCUUCGUAGUGGGGAGAAAAAACAAGAAAAAAAAUAGAGGAAAAUAAUGUCGGAUGGCGCUGCCAAAAUGUAAAUAUCCGGGGACAGGACACGCACACAGCUUUGCUUUGUAAAGCCUGGGACAACAUAAUAAUUGAAGUCAAGUGGUAGGAUCUUGUUUGGUAACAAACUUA
This is a messenger RNA of Sorghum bicolor (sorghum), 1033 nucleotides long. Its product is annotated as GTPase activating protein 1. The record is from RefSeq and is a predicted model, not a curated record. The transcript is spliced from 3 exons. Lineage: Eukaryota; Viridiplantae; Streptophyta; Magnoliopsida; Poales; Poaceae. The coding region runs from base 151 to 648 and encodes 165 amino acids.